Messenger RNA from Gadus morhua (Atlantic cod), 1850 nucleotides. Its product is annotated as mid1-interacting protein 1-B. Bases 510 to 1043 code for a protein of 177 amino acids. Gene Ontology annotation, cellular component: cytosol. The transcript is spliced from 2 exons. Gene Ontology annotation, biological process: regulation of lipid biosynthetic process. Lineage: Eukaryota; Metazoa; Chordata; Actinopteri; Gadiformes; Gadidae. The record is from RefSeq and is a predicted model, not a curated record.
AGAGGCCUCGCCCUAUCUUGUUGGGUGGCUCAUCGGAUCAGAAUGAGGAAUGUGAUGAUGCAAUUUCCAUCAGUUUUGUCUGUAUUCUCUUUAUUCUAGACAGGCUUACGCUGAGACCGACUAGAGGGUUUGGUCAUCGCCACAGAAAGAAAACCUCGACGAACAGGUUUGGGGGACCGCCCUUCAACGAAACCCACGCUCAGCUAUAAGAAGAGCCGUCGUACUUCCUGACUGGCAGAGAAAACGAGGGCACGAAUAACCGCUAGUGAACCCAAAACAAAACAGCGCGGAACUAUUAACUCCGCUCGCACGGAAAAAUCACUUAGCAACCAAUAUUUACAGCGGCGCUACGAACAACAAGCCGCUUCUUUAAGCCGAUUAGCAGAGAAUUAGAGCAGCGCGAGCGCAGCGAAAACAAAAAAGAAAACAUCACCCGGUGCAUCAGACAAGGCAACCGGCGUCUUUGAUCUCACUCGACUUCACCAAAGAGCAAGACACACUCUUCAACCAUGCUGCAGUUGUCGUUGUCAGAGACCCCCACGCAGAAGAACUCCCUGUUCAACGCCAUGAACCGCUUCAUCGGAGCCGUCAACAACAUGGACCAGACGGUCAUGGUGCCCAGUCUGCUCCGGGACGUCCCUCUGGACGAGGACCGGGAGAUGAGCGCCGCCCUCAAGACGGACAUGGACGAUGAGGGCGACAUGUACAGCUACUACCAGCUGCUCAAGUCCAUCCGCAGAGACAUCGAGUGGGGCGUGAGGCGCGCCGCCGAGGAGGAGGAGAGGCGGAUGGAGGGCAUGGAGAUCACUCGAGCGAUCACCCGCGUGAACUCGACGACGUCGCUGGCAUCCACGUCGUCGUCGUCGUUCACGUCAUCGUCGUCCGAGGAGGAGGAUGAGGAGGAAGAGGACCUGCAGAAGCAGUUCCAGUUCCACCUUACUGGGCUCCACGGAAUACUGUCCAAGCUGACUGUGCAGGCCAACUCCCUGACCGACCGCUACCAGCAGGAGGUCGGUGUCGGUGUCGGAGGAUGGGGGCACUAAACUCCAGCCAACAGCCAAGGAUACUUCCUGUGGGACCUGGACGUUGUUCCCCCGAGUCAUUGUUAUGAGGACUCUAUAUGGCAAAGGGAACAUUAUAGCAGGUCAUGUUGCAACUACUGAUGAAAUGUAUUUAUUUGAAUGGUGGUAAAGCAGUCCUGUCUUUAGGCCUAUGCGGUGUUGGUCUGCUCUUUGGUAUACAAUGGUGUGGAUACUGGGAGAACAAAGAGUUGUGAACUUAAUUCCCAGGUUUCAUUACCUAAUAUGCACUAACGUUAAGGUUUUUAGCCUUUCACUUACAGCUAAAAUACUUAUGUAUACAUUCAACAUUGUAUAACAUGUAACCUCACACUGUAUUCUGUUCUACUUAUUUCAAACUCGUCUUUUUUUCGUAGUGAACUCAAAACAACCAUGUGGAACACCCCACUGGGGUAGACUGAUGAAGGACUUGGUUCCUCUGAUGAAACCAAUGAUGUCAGUGUUUGAUGGACAUGUCCGAGUACAAAGUCACUACUUUCUAAAUCAAUGUAUGUCUAUAAAUUGUGCCUGCGUGGAAGGAGGAAGAUGCUGGCUUGCCGCCUAUGAUCUCCCGUUGGCCUGCAUGAUCAAUGAUCUGGAAUUAACAGAAUACUCUGUCUGCACAGAGAAUAAUGAUGUUAUCCAUGAGAUCUAUUGUUGCCUUUUGCAAUUACAAAUGUAUUAUUUUGUUUUUUAUUAUUGGAAAUGUGUUCAAAUGUAAUAUAAGAAACAAAGCUGCUUGCUUAUUUUGUACUCAAAGUAUUUCUGAAAUAAACCUUUUUUUAAAAGCCA